AUGGUGAGGAUCGAGGAGGUGGAGAAGGGAGGAGGAGGCAGCGGAAGAGGAUGCAGAGGUGGCAGUGGCGGACUUAGUAAGUGGGUGUUUCCGGGCUUCUUCGAGUUCUUCUUUGUCUUGGAUUUUGAGUUGGAUUUCGUUCAACAUCUUGUUGUAGGUUUGCUUUUAGAUGAGCUGCGUAGAACCAAAAGUCCUAAUCAAGAAAACAAAUAUCCAAGUGAAACAGAGGACAAUGAUGACAAAGAAAAUGCAGAUGAUCAAGAUGAUGACGAUGAUGAUGAUGAUGAUGAUGACAAGGACGAAAACGAUGAAGAUUUCUCUGGUGAAGGGAAGGAUCCAGACCCAGAGGAUGAGGAUCCAGAGGCCAACAGUGAUGGAGGAAGUGAUGAUGAUGAGGACGAUGAUGAUAAAGAAGAUGGUGAUGACGACGAAGAUGAAGAGGAAGAAGAAGAGGAGGAUCAGGAGGUUACCCAGCCACCCUCUAAGAAGAGGAAGUGAAAAUUAGUAGCUGGUUCUAUAGCUUUUACGUUACUAAACUUUGGCUCAUGAUCUUUUGGUAGGAAUGACUGUCUAUCUUCAUCGCCGCGUUAGAAAAUCUUUCAGAAAAUUUGAAAUGUAUCUUUUUGUAUAUUUUCGCGUAUUUUAUAUUUAUCUUUUAAUGGACUGGACUUAACAAUUAUCAGAGAGAUUUUUAUUCCUGGUCAGAGGAAA
Carica papaya (papaya) is the source of this 711-nucleotide messenger RNA. Lineage: Eukaryota; Viridiplantae; Streptophyta; Magnoliopsida; Brassicales; Caricaceae. The record is from RefSeq and is a predicted model, not a curated record.